UCAGGAUCCACACCAUGGAGCGAGAAUUCCAUCGACUACAUUGCCCGAAGGUUCGAGCGCAUGUGCUCCUUGGGGCACGCCGGUGGCUCAUGGUAGUUUUACACCAAAAGGCAGGACACUGAUCGUCAUGGAUGGCUGCACCGGUGAGUUCUCACGCUCCCAGUUGCCGGUCACCGAGAAUCGGGGCCGAUGGUGUAUCGCUGCGAGCUCCCAUGGCCACCUGCUCUGCACGCCCUGCAAUGAGGAAUGAGGCGUUUCGUCAGCAAGUGGAUGGGCACCAGUAGCAGCGAUGGCUGGGAGCAGGAUGAGUUUCUCGAUGUGUUCACUGAGCGUACUCUGAGAAGUGAAGUGGGUUUAUAUAUUGUACCUCAAGCACAAUGUUUCGUUGAUGGAACUGCGUUGUGGCAACCCUGGCUAUCGAAAAAUAUAUGUACAUUUUCUGUUCCAGGUGUUAACUACUAUUUUACAUACAUAUUUGCAACCAUGCAUAGCUUAUUAACUUUUGAUGGAAUCUGAACAUCAGAUUCCUGGCUAUGAGGAAGAUAUCUAGCUGGAAGAACUUGCAACAUUUGGUCGAGGGGAAUCCUAUACAGGUGGUCGACCGACCGGAAGCUGAGGCCUGGCAGUCCACAACAGCCCAAAUCGAAUGACGUGCAGACCGGGAAUAUAGUAGCUUUGACAUAGAGGCAUCUCAUCAGGUUUGUGCGAAAAUUAUGUAUAAGAAGGCACAAGCAUCACACAAAGAAAGAUGCACUCAAAUGUUGUGGAUCCUCAAUAUCAGCAAGAAGCAAUGAACUGGUGAAAAUCCCUGAAUUCCCAAUUGCAUAGAGAGCAGGCGUCUUCUGGGCUAGCUUAGCUGCUCUGGUGUGCCGGGAGGUCCUCGUGGUCACUUAGGAACUUGUUGUGUCCUCGAGAUGGUGAAGGGGAGGAGGUCCAAGAGACGGAGGUGCCCGGCGGCCAGCCUCACCGAUGACCUCAUUGUCGAGAUCCUCUCUCGCCUCCCUGCCAGGUCGGUCUGCCGCUUCAGGUGCGUGUCCACGGCCUGGCGGGACCUCAUCUACGCCAACCACAGGAAGCUCCCCCAGACCCUGGCUGGCUUCUUCACCAUGCACGACGGUGAGGGCUCGAUGAGCUCAGUUCCACAUUUCACCAAUGUUUCGGGCAGAGACGGCCCUUUGGUCCCCUCCUCAUUUGAGUUCCUGCCAAACCGCGUCUACCUUCAACACUCUUGCAAUGGACUUGUCCUUUGCAGCUACUGGCCCAACCAACCCGAUGAGCUCUAUUGCUUCGUGUGUAAUCCGGCCACGAAGAAGUGGAUGCAAUUGCCGGGCUUCCUUUUUGGAGGCAGGUGUUGGGGUUUAAGUCUGGGUUUCGACCCCAUUGCCUCACCCCACUUCUACGUGUUUCAGCUCUUUGAAGACUAUCGUAACUUGGUCGCCGGAGUGCAGGUAUAUUCAUCCGAGACAGGACAAACAGUUGGUGAGGAGACUGAAUGGGACAAUAGAGUAAUUGGCCGUUGUGCUCCUUUUUCAGUGAGUGUCUUUCUGAAUGGAUGUCAACAUUAUCUGACCUAUGAUCCUGCUAUAGCUGUGGUGGACACUCGGGGGAAAUUACGCCGGAGCAUACCUGUUCCUGACAACAAGGACGAUGGUUUCAUCCACCAGUCUCAGGGCCGUUUGCACUAUGCCAAUUUUGAGGCAGAUGAUGAGGAUGAGGUGGUUCGGCUAGUGGUUUAUGUUCUUGAGGACUAUGACAACCAGCAAUGGACAUUGAAGCAUUCAGCUGAAGCAGAAUAUGUUCUUGGGCGGACAAGUUCUAACCUUUUCCGGGACUUUGAGUUGGUCGCAAUUCAUCCCGACUGUAACAUCAUCUUCUACACUGUUGGGUGGGAUAAGACACUCAUGUCCUAUGAUAUGGACCGUCGGCGGGUUCAGGUGAUCUGCACUCUUGGGCAGGACACUCGGGAGCGGUAUCUGCCGUACGUGCCAUGGUUUUCGGAGUUGCAAGCCUUGCACGCAUGACACCAUUUUAUAGCAAGUGGCGGGGCCUCAAUAGGACUCAGAUACAUACGAUAUGAAGGUGUUGACGUCAGACUGCGAGUGGGUAAUUUGUCUUUCGUUACUGGAAUGAUGAGUUAGCAACCCAAGAGAACCGUUGUCAUUUUUUCUGCUACCUGCAAAAGCUCGUCGUCUUCAAGAGUCUCAACUGAAUAAUUCCUCCAGCCUGAGCCAUGGAAGUGUGCACCUGCAGGUAAAGGGCAUUGGACGGAUGACGAAGCUUCCAUGGCCGCCAUUGCCAUAUCCGUGUAGAAUGUAGUGGUUUCAGUUCGUGGUUAGCGCAGUUCCACAAAACUGAAUUUUACUCCUAACUGGCGCCGGAGUGAAUUUACCUCCUAAGGUCGGCGUGCUUUCAGAGUGUAUUUUCUUUGUAAGAAGUUGUUGUACAGAAUGGUGUCUGAAUUUAACCUCCUACCUUGUGACGUUGCAAGUUGCGGCUCUUUU
Setaria italica (foxtail millet) is the source of this 2501-nucleotide messenger RNA. Its product is annotated as F-box protein At5g07610. Gene Ontology annotation, molecular function: protein binding. Lineage: Eukaryota; Viridiplantae; Streptophyta; Magnoliopsida; Poales; Poaceae. The transcript has 5 exons. The record is from RefSeq and is a predicted model, not a curated record. The coding region runs from base 915 to 2021 and encodes 368 amino acids.